UGCAAAAAAAAAUUUACUUAAGCUGCCCGGGGUCGCAGAGGCGAGUCAGCGGCGGAACCGGAUAUAAACCCAGGGGGCUGACUCCAGGCCCCCCUCCGAGCCACUGGGCUUCGCCACAAUACAGGAGUCAUCUGCAUACAAAUGGUGAUUGAUAAGAGGACCCGAAUAAUUUGUUUCCACCCAAAGUGGGGCUUUUUUUGGUGUGUGUGUGGUGGGGAGGUUGCCCCUAAUAGUUGCGCUGGGAAAACGGGGGUAAGCCAGAACCGUGUGGGGCCAACUGAGAAGUAUGAUCAGCGUAUUGACUGAUGCCGUGAGCGUGGAUGGAUUUAGCCCGGCAAAGAAGGUUGAAGAAAGGAAGAAAGGAGCCGAUUAGUGGGUCCUGAGAGAGACCAACAGUUGGGGAAUUGCCCAGAAAGAGCAACUCACACAGGAUCGUGGGGGAGGUGAGCCGGGAGACAAGGAUGUCAGGCUCGGGCAGUUUUCCGAAGGGAGUUACCCGGGGCGCCCCGGCCCCGACGAGCUGGGAAUGCGGCCGGGGUGAUAAGGCCCACGAGGUGGCCAUUGACAGGGGCGGCCGGGAAAUCACUGGUGAUUUCCUGACCAAGAUUUCUCCCGUUUGGUGGAGUUGGAAGCCGCAUUAAAGUAAGAGUCGUGAGUGGGAGGUGAGGACUCAGCCACAGGGCAGCGCAAACAGCUCUUGUUGAAAGUGGCCUUGAAGGGGAAGCCAAAGAUAGGACUGUCCUGGAGGUGGAGUCAAAGAAGUUUCCUUUCUUUUUUAAAGCAAGAAACUAGAAUGUGUUUAGUGCUUAAAGGAAGGAACCAGCCAAAGGAGAGUGAAGAAAAAGUAGAAUGCAUAAUUAUCCCCUCUCCAGGGGACAUUCUGGAGCAAAGUUCCUGAGGAGGUGGAAGGGCGAGCCACCUGAGCUGAGGAGUUACCUUUUCAGGCGAGGAGCAAUCUGAAGACCUGCCGCACGUAAAGGAAAGACCUAGGCCGCGCGCCCUGGGCGUCAUGGUCCACCUGCAGGCCUCUGAAGUGCAGCAGCUGCUCCACAACAAGUUCGUGGUCAUCCUGGGAGACUCGGUCCAGAGGGCCGUGUACAAGGACCUGGUGCUCCUGCUGCAGAAGGACUGCCUGCUCACUACCACCCAGCUCAAGGCCAAGGGGGAGGAGACCUUCGAAAAGGACGAGCUGGUGGACGGAGGCCAGAUGGGCCCCAUGCACAAUGGCAUCCAGUACCGGGAGGUCCGCCAGUUCUGCGACGACCACCACCUGGUGCGCUUCUACUUCCUCACGCGCGUGUACUCCCCCUACCUGGAGGCCAUCCUGCAAGAGCUGCAGGCCAGCGAGCACGGCCUCCCGGAUGUGAUCAUCAUGAACUCCUGCCUCUGGGACCUCUCCAGGUACGGCCCGGGCUCCUGGCAGAGCUACCUGAAGAACCUGGAGAGCGUGUUCGGGCUCCUGGGCCAGGUGCUGCCCGAGUCGUGCCUCCUGGUGUGGAACACGGCCAUGCCCGUGGGCAAGCAGAUCACCGCGGGCUUCCUGCAGCACAAGCAGCAGCCCGGGGAUGACUCCCUGAGAGGCCGAGUCAUCGAAGCCAACUUCUACAGCUCUACCGAGGCCAAGAAACACGGCUUCGACGUGCUGGACUUGCACUUCCACUUCCGCCACGCGGAGCAGCACCUGCAGCGCGACGGCGUGCACUGGGACGAGCGCGCGCACCGCCACCUCUCGCAGCUGCUGCUGGCGCACGUGGCGGACGCCUGGGGCGUGGAGCUGCCGCGGCGCGCCCGCGUGGCCACGUGGAUCAGGGAAGGACCCGGCGCGGCGGGUGAGAGGCCGCGGCAGCCCAGCAGAGACGCGCGGGCCUGGCCGCCUCGCAGGGGCAGCCCCCUCCUCCCGAGUCCCCCUCUGCCCCCGCCCCCGCCUCCCCGCCUGCCCUUGCCCGCACAGCCUCGUCCCUUUCCUUUUCAGCAGGUGAUGCCGCGGGUCCUGUUCUGUCCCCAAGAUGCGUAUUUUUCCUCAGACCAGCCUUCCCAGUCGGAUCAGUUCUCCUCCAACUAUUUCCAUUCAGAUGUCCCCCCCCCCGCCCAGACAGGAUCUGCCCUUGAAGAUGACUUUAUGAUGGACCCUCAGCCAUCCGUGCUCCCUUUCGCCAUGCCCCAUCUGCGGCGAGCCCCGGUGGUCCAUAGGGGUUUCCCCCGGCACUCGCCUCGCGGCCCCUACGGGCCCUGGGGCCGGCGGCCGAGAUCUCCCAGGAGACCGGCCCAUUCCCGCCCACAGCCAAGGCCUCAAUAGACCCCCCUCCUGUUCGUGGACUGGACGGAUCCUCUGACUCUCCCGAAACCGACUGGCCUUGUUAACUUAAGCCUUUGAUCGUGCUCGGACUUCUUUUCGGUCACUGCUGUCACCGAUAAUGGCAGGGAAGGGCAGUCCCCUCCAUUUUUGUCGGCUCUGGCCUCUUCCUCUAUUCUCUGGGGGUGACCAAGCAUUUUUCCCGCCUCCCCACCCCCUAUCCUGUCUUUUUUGUAAACAGAAAAUGGAAAUAAAGAAGUUGUUUCAGGAAAGUAGUUGUGGGGUUUGGGUGUGUCUAUUUAAUGGUGCCUCUCCCUUCCAUUAAGAAGACAAAACAAGGACAGUAUCUGCUGACCGUUUAUGGCAUCUACUUGAUAAACUACUCGAAGUGGAAUUUGGCUAACAUCGUUCUGAAGUUCUCCAUAAGAUGGACCUGAGUCCUUACCAAUAAACAGAAGAGCUUUAACUUUUUGUGAUCAUAUUUUCCAGAGAUUCUCAAAGAGUCAUCGAAUUUUAAAACUGGGAAAGCUAAAUAAAUAAUAUUUAACCGACACAAACAAGGAAACAAGCUAAGAGAGGUGAGUGACUUGUCCUAGGUCACACACAAAAAUCCCUCUUCCACUAGUCUUUCCUAGUUUUCCUAGUUUCUGACUAACAUGAACUUUCAAACCAGGGGGACUGAUGGCUACCACAGCAAUGUCACACCAAGAAGGAGCGUUUACCAAACAUGGUCUUUCUAUGAAAAUGGUGGUGAAAACAGCUAUCUAUAGCUCCGUAACUCCAGAAGCUCACUGGUUAGAUGCACAAUGUAUGUAGAGUGCACGGCAUGCUUGUGAUUUUGUGAUUUCUUGGAAUAGUCUUGAGUUUUGUACUUGAGAAAAUUAGAAAAAAGUAAGUUGCACUCAAUGAUGGUGUCUAUCACCAUUACAGAAUGAAACUACUGGUCAGAAGGGACCACCCAGGGCACAGCUCUGACAGACGGCCAUGACCAUCUCUUUGCUGUUUUAUGGAAAUGUGAACAUCAGGAAGACUUUAUAUGCUAGGGUCUUUAUCACCCUAGACUCGUGAAAUGUUAAUACUUGUAUAAAAUUGUCAAAACAGGACCUGACUAACGUCUGAAUGGUAGAUUAUUUCAUUGGAUUGAUUUAACUGGUUUGUAAGUCCUCAACUGGACCAUUCCUGAAGUUGACAGUAAGUGUCAGGAAAUGUUAUCCUGUAAAAAAAUGAAAGUCAUGAAAUCACAAAAAAAUAGAUGAGAUCAGCUCUCUAUCGGAGAAAUACACAGCAGCUUUUAAUCUACUAAAAAGCCAUAAAAUUUGUGAAGAAUAAGACCGUCUUACUUAACUUUGUGUCUCAUAUCCUACUGCAAUGUAUAGCAUUUAGUACUGAAUAAUGUUUCUUGAAUGAAUCUGAGUGAAUGAAGAGUUCUUGGUGACAUUGUGACCCAAGUAUCUGAGGAGAUACUAUAUAUACAUGGACGUUGAGUCAUUGUAGCAUAUCUAAAGGAAUAUUGCUGAAACAGCUGGAUGACAACCAUCAAGGACUCAAGAAAGGUGGUACCUGCAAGGCAGAAUUUGCCAGAACGUCCCAGCAAAGUCAGGAGAGAGAGCACCUGUCUAACUAAUGUCAAUGUUCUAAUCCCAGGUAGGAGGUGAAUGCACCAGGCUAUGAGAUUUGGUAACAUCAGCCCUCAAGAUAAACCCGUUGCCUCAUUCUGACUUUACGCUUCCCAAGCAAGACAAAGCAGUGCUUAGGGGCUGAUCUGAGUAAGCAGACUCUAGUAUUUAUAUUUUCAUGA
Molecule: messenger RNA, 4091 nt
Organism: Mirounga angustirostris (Northern elephant seal)
Lineage: Eukaryota; Metazoa; Chordata; Mammalia; Carnivora; Phocidae
Gene: PCED1B
Product: PC-esterase domain containing 1B
Exons: 2
Coding region: 1010-2296 (428 amino acids)
Source: RefSeq, a predicted model, not a curated record